Molecule: messenger RNA, 1467 nt
Organism: Lampris incognitus (smalleye Pacific opah)
Lineage: Eukaryota; Metazoa; Chordata; Actinopteri; Lampriformes; Lampridae
Product: apical junction component 1 homolog
Exons: 3
Coding region: 1-1467 (488 amino acids)
Biological process (GO): cell-cell junction organization
Cellular component (GO): plasma membrane; apical junction complex
Source: RefSeq, a predicted model, not a curated record
AUGACACGCACAGACCCGCCUGACAUACUAGUAUCAACUGUGCAUCAAGAUAUAAACGUGUUCACCAUUUCUUCUCACGCCAAGUCCUUGCAACCUUUCAAAUCAUGUGAGUCUGUGACUAGCGCCACACUGGAGGACAAUCAGAGCAAAGUCAAGAAGAGGCACAACCAUACUUUUGACUGUUACCUUAGCAAGUCUGAAGGGCGAUCUGCCAGCUGGGACAUUCUGGACUCUCGAAGCACUGAGGUCCCCGAAAGCUGUCAACAUGACACCUUCAUAAAUUCGGUCAAAGAGAAGACACAUGAUAAUGUCUCUCUUCAACAAAGUCUUGAGCAACUUGAUGAGUUACUUGCAGAUCUUGUGACUGACUACAAGCCACCUAGUAGACGGGCAAGUGAGGAUAUUUUGGAUCAACUGAAAAAACUAAUUGACGAAGAAGAGGCAGCGUCUCUGUCCAGAAAGAGCUCAAAGGUUGGGUCAGAGGAACCAGUUCCACUUGACAAUGCAGAGGAUUGCUCACCAGACCAAAGCCCAGAUGAGGAUGACACAAUGAUGUGUUCAAACAACAAAUGCAGGCGGACAGAGACCUUGUUUAAUGCUUGCCUGUACUUUAAGUCUUGCCACAGCUGCUACACCUACUAUUGCUCUCGUAACUGCCGCAGGGAAGACUGGGAUAUUCACAAAGAGAGCUGCCUGUAUGGAAGAAUUGGUAGCAUAUGCCGUCACAUAAUCAAGCAUAGCCGAGAGACUGUUGAGAUCCACAAAGCCUUCUCACGUGUCGCCAAAGUGGGCUUUCUCUCCCGGGGUAGAGGAGUGCUCUUCCUUGGUUUUCCCAACCCUGCGUCAUCCAGUAACUUUCUGAAGUAUGGUCUAGAUAGUCUUCUAAUGUCCCCAACAUACCUGUCCCUUCGAGAGCUAGAGAGCUUUAAGGGCAACCUGGGAGAGUACUGCAAGGAACUCCAGGAAGCUGGAAAAGAGUAUGACCCAAAUGAAUGUUUCCUCUUGAAUGUAUCCAUUGCUGUUGGUGAGCAAUUGCCUGAUGGGCCAUCACCAAGGUACCAAGCUCCAACUGUUAGGAAAUAUGCCAAGGUAGCACUGGCUUCCUUGAGCCCAGAAAGAAAGGUUCACAAAAAAGAGAGAGAGAUGGAAACAUUAAUCCUAACGCCACCCCCAGGCACAGCACACAUUGACAAAGAGGGAGAGGAAGGCAGGAAGGCCAGGGAGAUCUGUUUUAUCAAUAUCCAACGGGAGCUAAGAAUCCGGGGAGUUUUUCUUAGACAUGAAUACCCACAGGUAUAUCAGCAGCUCUGUGAGUUUGUGGAAAGUAACAGAAGAUUCACACCCACAACGAUUUAUCCUAUUGACAAGAGGACUGGUAAGCAGUUCAUGUGCAUGAUCAUGGCUGCUUCCGAACCAAGAACACUGGACUGGGUAGGGACCCCCCAUCUCCUUGAUGACAUUAUUUAA